AUGCCACGUGAUAAUAUUCCAAAACAAUCACUUAGAAAACUUCAACAAUUUUUCACAAAGACGCUAGAUACAAAUAAUGAUGGUCUCGUCAAUUGGACUGAUUUUGAAGCAGCUAUUGAAUCAAUCGUACCACAAGAAGAUGCAACGCGCAAUGCUCGUUUGAAAGUUUUAAGAAAACGAUUAGAACAACAUUUUCAAAAAUAUUUUUGGGAUUUAUGUGCUGUUGGUGAUGCGAAUAAAGACGGAAACAUUGAUUUAGAUGUUAUGAACGAUAUCAUUCGAGGAUUAAAAGAAAAAAAUGAAUUUCCAGAAUGGUAUGAAGGAUUACAUAAGGCGUUGUAUAGAGCAACAGAAUUUUUAGACGAACGUGCAAUAACGAAAGAUGAAUUUGCUAGUAUGCUCAUAUCAUGGGAUAUUGAGGAAGAAGCAGCUGGCAAAGCGUACGACUUUAUUACGGACAAUGGUAAAAAAACAAUGGAUUACAAUUUAUUUUCGGAAUUUAUGAAAAAAUUUUUCUUAAAUGAUACUGUGAAUCAUCCACUUAAUCUUGGCUUGGAUAAAUAA
Molecule: messenger RNA, 564 nt
Organism: Didymodactylos carnosus
Lineage: Eukaryota; Metazoa; Rotifera; Eurotatoria; Philodinida; Philodinidae
Source: the annotation of a GenBank genome assembly